This is a messenger RNA of Daldinia caldariorum, 2536 nucleotides long. RefSeq names its product glycosyltransferase family 59 protein. Gene Ontology annotation, molecular function: dolichyl pyrophosphate Glc2Man9GlcNAc2 alpha-1,2-glucosyltransferase activity. Bases 217 to 2157 code for a protein of 646 amino acids. NCBI's taxonomy places the organism in Eukaryota, Fungi, Ascomycota, Sordariomycetes, Xylariales, Hypoxylaceae. Gene Ontology annotation, cellular component: endoplasmic reticulum. The transcript is spliced from 5 exons. The record is from RefSeq and is a predicted model, not a curated record. Gene Ontology annotation, biological process: dolichol-linked oligosaccharide biosynthetic process; protein N-linked glycosylation.
CGUACCUCUCAUAGUAAAUAAAACAUACCUCAUGAGGAUAUUCGCAUUUAUCACUAUGAGAAAUCUUGAACGAAAAUUAAUCAACAAUUUCAUAUUAGGCAUUGAGACUAAGGGACUAACGCAGCUAGCUAGGUAUGCUUCAAUUUCAGAUGAGCAUUUUGUGUUUCUGUCUGUUUUAGAGCCUUUCCAUUUUCCGAUUCGCCAAUACCUACAGCAAUGCCUUUCCAGCUGGACCUAAGUUCCUCUUGGAUUGUGCACCUGGUUGACUAUGGUCUCCUUGCGACGGCUACGUAUAUUUACGCCGUUCGUGAUAUAGGAUCUUCUCGCACAGGUCUCGGCAUUUUAUUCUCUCUCAUAAUCAUCCAAUUCCUGGGCUAUGCCUGGUUAUCGUUCGUCACCGAACAUACUCCGAACCCCUAUCUGGAUGAAGUAUUCCACAUUCCUCAAGCACAGGUCUACUGCGAUGGGAAGUUUGGCAUAUGGGAUGACAAGAUUACCACACCUCCUGGACUCUACAUCUUAACCAUCAUUGGAGCUAGAGUAUCGAAACUUUCAUGUUCGGUCUACAGUCUCCGGGAGUUCAACGUAAAAACCAUCUCUUAUCUAGCUAUAGCGGCCAUUACAGCUAGGGCUCAACUUCAACAUCUAAAGAGAGCGAGCAACGGACAAUCUCCAAUCUUGUACACCAUAGAUUCCUUCUGGACAGGGAUUAAUGUCACCCUCUUUCCGGUCUUAUUCUUCUUUUCAGGCUUAUAUUACACAGAUGUCCUCUCUACAUUUGUUGUACUACUUGCUUAUAUCAACCAUCUAGGCCGAAUGCGUUCAGAUAACCCGGCAGUUGCAAGCAGCAUUCGUACCAUUGCGGUCGGGCUCGUAGCGCUGAGCGUUAGACAGACCAACAUCUUCUGGGUGGUGGUCUAUAUUGGUGGCUUGGAAGUCGUUCAUGUUAUUAAAACCCUCUCCCCGGAACCAACGAAUACCCCGACUUUCAAAACGCUGUCAGAGCAGAUCAAUUUUUAUGUUUGGAGGUAUUCACUCGGUGAUAUCCACGAUCCACCCUUAAACCUAGCCUCACCAAUUGACCUUGUUCUUUCAACAAUUAGCAUUGUUAUAGCCGCAGUCUGCAACCUCGGAACCAUUGUGCGCAAGCAAAUUUGGCCGCAUCUGAUCGUCCUUGCGGCUUUUAUCGGGUUUGUCGUUUGGAAUGGCGGUGUUGUUCUAGGGGACAAAUCCAACCAUGUAGCAACCUUGCAUUUGGCCCAAUUGUUAUAUAUAUGGCCCCUAUUCGCAUUUUUCUCGGCGCCUCUUUUCAUCCCUCCGCUUAUAGACCUAGCGAUAUCUGUACUCCAAGUUAUCACUGGUUCGACCAAGCCAGGUCCGACCUCGAAGGCACUUCCCGUCUCCGAGAAUGGCCCUGGAGAGACAAGGAAACCCAGCCAGUCCGUAGCUCUGAAAGCAUUCAAUCGCAUUGGAUCGAGCCAUACCCUUCAUUCGGUUCUUCUCCUUGCCGGCGCUCUAGCAAUUACUGCUUUAAUCGUGCGGUAUAACACUAUUAUUCAUCCCUUCACGCUGGCUGACAAUAGGCAUUUUAUGUUUUACGUGUUCCGGUAUACGAUCUUGAGAGCGUGGUGGAUAAAAUACGCUCUUGUCCCGGCCUAUGUAAUAUGCGGCUGGCUGUGCUGGGUCACUCUGCAAGGCAAUACCUCUUCUACGAUACCUCCUCAAAAGCGCCAGUGGAUAUCAACGCCGUUCGAUACGAAAUCCAAGGCUUUUUCGCCAACUACAACUGGAAAAACUCCGAGUGGUGCAGCGAGUACAACUGUGGACACAACAACAGUACCGCCAUCUACGUCGACUGUGCUGAUCCUCCUCGCAGCUACUCUCUCUCUUGUAACAGCACCGCUAGUUGAACCGCGUUAUUUUAUUCUGCCGUGGGUCUUCUGGCGCUUGCUCGUCCCGGCACGGCCCGCCUUUCCUACGUCAGAGCCGGGUCCGAUGUCAUCAGUUUCCCGACACCUCGUACCGCUGAUUGAGACGGCGUGGUUUCUGCUGAUAAAUGCAGCAACUAUGUAUGUGUUCAUCACUAGGCCUUUUUAUUGGCGAGGGCCAGACGGCGAGCUACUAGACAACGGGAAUGUACAAAGAUUUAUGUGGUAGUUAAUUGUAACAUGAAAGAUACCUAAACUAAUAUACCUAGGUACCUAACGCAAUAUUCUGCAAGUAGAUUGAUCUCACGAUCAAAAGCCGAAUGGAAUAUAAUUACUUGAACUUAUAAGGUACUCUUAGUACUCGCCUAACAAAGGAGGUAUUGAAGACUCUAUCUGAGUAAACAAGUAUGAUACUUAAGAAGUACCUAACCUAUAUUGACCCCUUUUUUCGAAGUUAAAUAGUCGCAUACUAUGCAGCAAACAUCAAAUUCUUGUCGACAUCGCUUACAAAGUCAAAUUCGUAUAUAACGGCGUGUCGGCGAGUGGGGAGGUGAGAUGGUGAAUAACCCGACUUUUAAGCCGGUGAUGUAAAUAGAGCUCUUUUCUUU